Messenger RNA from Nicrophorus vespilloides, 2069 nucleotides. Its product is annotated as importin subunit alpha-4. The coding region runs from base 421 to 1974 and encodes 517 amino acids. Gene Ontology annotation, molecular function: nuclear import signal receptor activity; protein binding. The record is from RefSeq and is a predicted model, not a curated record. Lineage: Eukaryota; Metazoa; Arthropoda; Insecta; Coleoptera; Silphidae. Gene Ontology annotation, biological process: NLS-bearing protein import into nucleus. The transcript is spliced from 2 exons. Gene Ontology annotation, cellular component: nucleoplasm; nucleus; cytoplasm.
GUACGACAACACUGUAAAAACCUACGACUAGUGGUGGAGGAAGAAGAAGUGACUCACGCAUUUUUUUGAGCGUGGGGUGGUGGUAAUGUGAAAUGGAAUCCAAUAGAAUCAUCGAGGAAAAUAAAUAAUACAGCGUGUGUAUAGUGACUGUAAGAGUAAAAGAGAGAGUAAGAAGGCAACGUGCGCUUUUAUUUUAUUUUCGAGAUAAUUCGGUGACCGGCCAUGUCAGAGCAGUCAGAGUGCGUUUUAUAGUGCGAUAGAAAAUAUACGUUAUUUGGGAAGAACGCGAGAAGAACAAAAAGUUUGGUGAAAUUGCUUGAUAGUUUUUUUUUUUCGUUGUUUUCUGUUGGAAAUAGUGUGUGUUGCCGGCAUUUGGGGAUAAUUUCGCGGCUGUCACGCGUAUUGUCAAUCGGCCAAAAAAUGGCGUCCGAACCACAUUACAAGAAUCGGAUGCAGGUUUUCAAGAACAAAGGCAAGGAUCAGGAUGAGAUGCGAAGAAGGAGGAACGAGGUGACUGUGGAGCUGAGGAAAAACAAGAGAGAGGAAACAUUACAGAAGAGACGCAAUGUCCCAAUUGCAGAUUCUACAGAUGAAGAUGACAUUGAAAGAUCCCUGUUGCCAGAAAACCUUGUUAAGAUUGUCAAGCAGGCCAGUGUUAAAGAUGAUCCAACUGUGCAGCUCAUGUCUGUUCAGUCCGCUAGGAAGCUGCUCUCGUCAGAUCGAAAUCCGCCUAUUGAUCAGUUAAUAGCGAGCGGAAUUCUACCGAUACUGGUUGAAUGCUUGAAAUGCCACGAUAAUCCGCCGCUCCAAUUUGAGGCGGCUUGGGCGCUCACAAAUAUAGCGUCAGGAACUUCGGCCCAGACAAAUCAAGUUGUGCAAGUGGGUGCGGUGCCGUUGUUUUUAGACCUGCUGAAUUCGCCGCAGCAGAACGUGUGUGAGCAAGCAGUUUGGGCUUUGGGCAACAUCAUUGGGGAUGGCCCACACCUCCGAGACUAUGCCAUUGAGUUGGGUGUUGUUGACCCAUUACUCACCUUCAUUAAGCCGGAUAUACCCAUCUCAUUCCUGAGGAACAUCACCUGGGUGAUUGUGAACCUGUGCAGGAACAAGGAACCACCACCACCAAUCAACACCAUACAAGAGUUGCUUCCCGCUUUGAACGUGUUAAUCUACCAUGCUGAUAUCAAUAUUCUUGUGGACACUGUUUGGGCUUUGAGCUAUCUCACAGAUGGAGGUAACGAACAGAUCCAAAUGGUUAUAGAUAGCGGAGUCGUGCCGAAGCUGAUUCCGUUGCUGAGUCAUAAGGAGGUGAAAGUGCAAACGGCUUCCUUGCGGGCCGUGGGUAAUAUUGUCACUGGGACGGACGAGCAAACGCAAGUAGUGCUCAACUGCGAUGCGCUCUCGCACUUCCCCGCGCUUCUGACCCACCAAAAAGAUAAAAUCUGCAAGGAGGCUGUAUGGUUCCUCUCCAACAUUACAGCUGGCAACCAAUCGCAGGUGCAGGCCGUCAUCGACGCCGGACUGCUGCCAAACAUCAUUCAAAAUCUGACCAAGGGCGACUUCCAAACCCAGAAGGAGGCUGCAUGGGCCAUCAGCAAUCUGACUAUUGGCGGCAAUCGCGAACAGGUCGUCAAGCUGAUCCAGUUCGGCGUCAUCCCACCCUUUUGCGAGUUGCUUAGCUGCAAGGAUCCGCAGGUCAUACAAGUCGUGCUCGACGGCAUCAACAACAUGCUGAAGAUGGCCGGACCUCAAGCCGAUCAGUUGGCCAACAUGAUCGAGGAGUGCAACGGUUUGGACAAGAUCGAGAGCCUUCAGAAUCAUGACAACCUCGACAUCUAUAAGCUGGCGUACGACAUCAUCGAGCAGUACUUCAGCGGCGACCCCGAAGACGAUCCGACUCUGGCGCCUGCAGUCGGCGACGCUGGUUUCCAAUUCGCGCCAAGCACGAAUGUACCCAACCAGGGCUUCGAGUUUUGAUGCUAUUCGCCCGAAUCCAAACAACCUCUGCAUUAAAAUAUAACAUACGUAUAUAUAUAUACGAUAUAUAUAUAUACAACAAAUAAAAAACAACA